This is a messenger RNA of Trichomonas vaginalis G3, 807 nucleotides long. Its product is annotated as KilA, N-terminal/APSES-type HTH, DNA-binding family. The coding region runs from base 1 to 807 and encodes 268 amino acids. The transcript has a single exon. Lineage: Eukaryota; Parabasalia; Trichomonadida; Trichomonadidae. The record is from RefSeq and is a predicted model, not a curated record.
AUGUCAACAACAGAGAACACAACAACAGUUAUAGUCCAUGAAGCUAUAAAUGAAGAAUACGAGUACAUACAGUUUAACAAACAACUCCGUCUCAUUCGUUCGGUCAAAGACGAUAUGUACCAAAUGCAAAGUAUUUUGAACGCUCUUCGUUCUACAAAGCAAGCAUAUCAUUGGUUUGAAAACCAACAGACAAAAGAACUUUUAGAAGAAUUUCCUCAUAUGUUUGCUUCCCUCGAAAAACCGAGGAAUGAGAUUCCGUAUGAAAAUCGUAAAAAUUUGCCAAUAAAUUUAAGAGGAUAUUAUGUUCAUAGACUUUUAGUAAAUGCCGUAGCAAUGUGGGCUUCACCUCGUUAUGCUUGUUAUAUUUACAGACUUCUUGACGAAAUUCACAGACAAGAACGCGAAGAGCUAGAGAACAAGCUUGAAGCAAAAGACAAAAGCAUUCAGAAAAGAAUACCACGUUCGGUACCAAAAGGAAAGGAAAAGAACUAUAAGUAUAUGAUUUAUACUGAAGAGAUGGAAAAUGAAGAAGACAGAGAUAUGGUUAUGUUGCAUUUAGUCAGAAGAAACAACAAAAGCUUUUACGACCUUGCUAAGAUUUACAAAUCUGACAGAAAUUGGUUCUAUCGCGAAAACUUACCGAUUUCAAUGACCCCGAAUGAAGAUGUGAAACAAAUAGUUCAAGAUACGUUACCUCAAACACACUAUGAUAUGAAAGGUUGUACAAUACUUACCUUCAAAGAAGACUUACCGCUACUGAAAGAAAAAAUAACAGAGUAUUUUGACAACUUCAAACAAGUAGGGUAG